CGGCGGCCGUAGCGUCGGCAGCGUCGACGGUAAUCUGCGGCCGGCGGCCGGACAGCACGCGUUAUCGGGACCUGAACGAUGGCAGGCGGGACGGACAGUCACGAGAGCCCAGCGCUCAGUCCAGUGGAGCUGAUGAUGCGCUACCUGGACUCGCUGCCGCAAGACUUCAGCGUGCGCGAAGAAGUACGCUCGCCCAAGUUCUGGAAGGCACUGCGGGCGGAGUUGCUCGCCUCGCUGCUGCUGGCGGUGUUCGUGGCGGGCGCGGCGGAGAGCGUCGGCGAGACGGGCGGGAAGGCGACGGCCAGCGACGCCGGCGCGGCCCGACUGGUGCUCGCCUACACGCUGACGGCAGCGUCGCUGGUGCAGUGCGUCGGCAACGUUAGCGGCGCGCACGCCAACCCGGCGGUGACGGUCGGCCUGCUGGUGUGCCGACUGGUGUCGCCGCUGCGCGCCGCCGCCUACGUCACCGUCCAGUUGCUGGGCUCGCUAGCCGGCGCGCUGAUUCUGUACGGCCUGACACCGCUCGACGGACCGCAGCUGGCGCAGGUGGCGGCCGUGCGGCCGGGCGUCUCCCUGACGCAGGCGUUCGGCGCCGAGUUCCUGGCCACGUUCCUGGUGGUGUUGACCACGCUGGCCUCGCUGGAUCCGGUGCGUCAGGAUGCCGGCUGCAAGGCUCUCUCCAUCGGACUGGCCUACGGCGCCGGAGCCCUCUUCGCGUUUCAGUUGACUGGAGCUGGACUCUGCCCUUCUAGGAUCUUCGGCUUGGCCGUGGUGUACAACUCCUGGACAAAUCACUGGGUGUACUGGGUCGGUCCCACCUUCGGCGGAAUUUUGGCCGGCUUCACGUACGAGUUCGUUCACGAGUCGUCGGCGCAGGGGCGCUGGGUGCGCCGCUCGUUCCGACGGCGGCCCGGCGCACCGCUCAGAGGUCACCUGGGUCAGCGAGGUCACGGCCAGCUGGGGCGCGAGGCCAGCGGCAUGAGCAGCAUCACCACCGACUGCUUGCAGCCGUCAGCCGCCGAAGACGUGUCCAGCAUCAGUCGACAUUAGGGGAUGAGGCUGGGGCUGACAGACUCAGAGACCAGGGCUGACAGGUUUGGAGACAGAGAAUGGCGGCCUGGGGGCGGGCGUCGCGGCCCAGGGCUGUGGCUGACUGAUGCGGAGAAUGGGGCUGACAGGUUUUUCAUCGGGGCAAGCAGGUCCAGAGACGAAGGUGGACAAUACAGAGACCACGCCUAGCAGGUACUCAGACCUGGCCGGACUAGACCAGCGUCGAGCCUGGCACGUUCAGGCCGUGAGGUUCGGGUGUCAAGACCAGACCGGCCUGGUCUGGUGGCAGUGGCUGGCAUAUCCAGACACCCCGGCUGACGGCUCCAUGAAUCGGGACCCACCGAUCCCGAGACUAGAACAGACACACCCAGAGACGUGGGCUGGCAUAUCCAGACACCCGGGCUGACGUCUCCAUGAAUCGGGACCCACCGAUCCCGAGACUAGAACAGACACACCCAGAGACGUGGGCUGGCAUAUCCAGACACCCGGGCUGACGACUCCAUGAAUCUGGAGACACCGAUCCAGAGACUAGAACAGACAUACCCAGAUACGUGGGCCGACAUAUCCAGACACUUGGGUCGACAGCUCCAUGAAUCGGGACCCACCGAUCCAGAGACCAGGCCCUGACAAACCCAAAGACGAGGGCUGACAGGUCCAGAGAUGACGAUAAGGCUCAUUUGAUAAUGAUCAUGAUGUCUGACAGGGGACAGCUGACAGCAGCCAGUCAGCGCACCGCCCCGGUUCGCAUGAUUCAGGACAGUGUGUCAGACAUUUGAAUGCAUGAUUGUUGCGCCGAAAUGUUAAGAAUGCGUGUCCCGCCGAUUGGAAUGUGUAAUACACCGCGAGUUAUACAAAUGCAUCAUUUUGACAUUGGUGUGCUGCGUUUAAUGGAAAUGUUCAGCGACUUUGCAUUGCUUAACGCAAUUAGCCGUGCAACUUUAGAGCGGUAAUAAAAUAAAAUCAACAACCUUUUGGGGUGCAGCCACUGUCAUUGUCAUACACGUACUUGGUGCUUACUGCGAUGUUGUUUUGAUGCAUUGCAACGUUCUUAACAUGCUUUAAGUUCUGUGUUGACU
Pollicipes pollicipes is the source of this 2126-nucleotide messenger RNA. Its product is annotated as lens fiber major intrinsic protein. Gene Ontology annotation, biological process: water transport; transmembrane transport. Bases 79 to 1050 code for a protein of 323 amino acids. The transcript is spliced from 5 exons. The record is from RefSeq and is a predicted model, not a curated record. Gene Ontology annotation, molecular function: water channel activity. Gene Ontology annotation, cellular component: plasma membrane. NCBI's taxonomy places the organism in Eukaryota, Metazoa, Arthropoda, Thecostraca, Pollicipedomorpha, Pollicipedidae.